AUGGAGCAAGGUUGCAGUGCAUUUUGGGAUCAUCUGAACUGUUGGCCUCAUGCUGAGGUGGGAGAAACCGUGUCACAGCCAUGCCCAAAGAUCCUUAGGGUCAAAGGAGUUGUGAUGAGAAACUGCUCUGAGAAUGGCUGGACAGAAACAUUUCCCCCUUACGAGCUGGCCUGCGGCCAUGCACUCAACGACAGCUUAUAUUUUCCCACUGAUGCGGCACUUGUCUCACACGAAUAUUUCUUUUAUGUGAGGAUUAUGUAUUCCGUUGGAUACACCAUCUCUCUUGUCUCACUCAGUAUUGCUCUCACGGUGCUGUGUGUUUUCAGGAAGCUCCACUGCACUCGUAAUUUUAUCCACAUGCAGCUUUUUUUGUCCUUCAUUCUAAGAGCCAUCUUCAUCUUCAUUAGAGAUGCUGCACUGCAUUACUCACAGGAGUACUACCACUGCAACUCUCAUCCGCCUGGCUGCAAAGUGGCAUUGUUCCUGUCUAAUUACUGCAUCCUGGCAAAUUACAGCUGGCUGCUGGUGGAGGGUCAUUAUCUCCAUAGCCUCAUUAACCUCUCACUGCAUUCACAGAAGAAACGCCUGCACUGGUACAUCCUGCUCGGCUGGGGAGUCCCAAUGCUCAUUAUCAUUAGCUGGAGUUUGGCCAAAUACCUGCACCAGAAUGAAGGAUGUUGGGAGACAAGAGAUCAUGGCUGGAUAUGGUGGAUACUCCGAGUUCCAGUCAUUAUUUUUAUCACUGUAAACAUGCUGUUUUUUCUGAGUAUUAUUCGGACAUUAGUUGGAAAAUUGAAAGCUCCAGACAUGCGUGGAAAUGUGAUUAAUCAUCACAGGAAGCUGGCGAAAUCUACAUUUCUGCUGGUGUCUCUGUUUGGGCUGCAGUAUGUCCUCUUCGCAUUUUUCCCUGAUAGAGUGAGCGUCCUAACCUUCAAAAUAUGGAAUGUCACAGAGCUUGCAUUAGCAUCCACACAGGGCUUUAUUGUGGCACUGCUGUACUGUUUUUUGAAUGGAGAGGUACAGUAUGAAGUUCAAAGACGAUGGAGACGGUGGCGCCUGAAGCAACGUUUACAUGGUGAUCCCAGAGUGCAUCAUGGCUCCCUAAGUAACAGUGGCCUGCCGCUGACACAGGUCACACUGCUGACACGUCCAAGCACCUAAAUAACCUAAUCACAAACCGCUCACAACCUAAUGUCUAUUUCACACAUUCUGCAUCUGUGGGGCAUGCACAGUGCAGUUGCAUGACUUCAGCAGCACAGCAGGUGCACAUAGAGCUUGCACAUAGAGCUUUCAUAUGACAGCGUUUGUGUUUUAUAAAAAAUAAAGUGAUUUCAUUGUUACUACAUUGACCUUUCUUUUGAUAACGGCUGUAAAUGAUACAUUGGUUAUCAGGAGUGGGCCUUGAGAACUAUUUGAUCAUUUUAAAAACAAAUUUGCAUGAGGAUGGGGAUUAUAUUUACUCAGUGGCAAAUUCUUAGGGCCAGCAAAGCCUUCUCUGCUGGCCUAAAAUGCUUAAUAAUAAAAUGCAUUUCUCAUUCUCAUUUCUCACCUUUUCGCCUAUGUAUUUUCAAUCGCUUUCCACUCCUAAUUCAUCAAUUGUACAAACGAAAAGGGAAAAACAAAAAGUUUAUCUAAUCAGAAUUUAUUUCUUGAUGCUUACAAGAAAAGCGCAAUGGAUGUUUCACAAAUCGCAUGCCUGAAGCCGAGCUUGUUAGCCGAAGCAACAUGUGAGUCUGAGCUCCACGCCGUUAGGCCUUCUGAAUUUCUACAGAAUCCCUCAACAGUACAAAUGAAUAGGCAUCUAAUGUCAGAUGGUUAGAUUCAUCAGCCAAUCAAAUUGAUUUAUUUGUUCUUGGUGGAUGUGGUCUUUAGGAUAUGUCCCAGUCGAGGACUUCUAGCUGGCCUUGAGUGAAGCAAUCACGCAUUUAAGGAAUGUACGUAUUCAAAAGCGAAAAGUGCGAGAUCAGGCUGACAGUGUCGGCUGACAUCACUGACGCUAAGAACCCGAGAUGUUCUGCAUGACCUUGUGAUUAUUUAAUUUAUUAUACAGGAAAGGAGGGCUUAUUUUCACUUCAAGUAAAUUGGCAAGUGCUUUUUGCAUUGUUAUAGCAACAUCAGGAGUUUUCUAAGUGUAAAUUAGGUUGCUUGAGCAUUCAGUGUCGGUUCAGGUUUUGAAAAGUAAUCGUGUACCCUGAUGAAACAAAAUGUAUUGCAAGCAAAAUUUAAAUCGCAAAUAUUAUUAGAUAGCUUUUUCCAGGUAUUAUAGACCUCCUUGGUAGAUUCAUAUGAAAAAAUAAGAUUUUUGAAUGUCAGUUCCGGAGACGUUCAUUUCACACAACAGUCGUGCCGCAGUUCAAAUUAGGCUUGCUUGAGCAUUCAGUAUUGUUUCAAGUUUUGACUUUCGUGCGUGGAAGUGUUUUAAAAAUGUCAAUUGGUUUUAUUAGUUGGCUGCAACAUAAUGUAUGAGGUACAUAGUCAUAGUGUGUCUUAUUCAUUGUGAAAUGGUGUUUUCUUAAUGGCAUGAAUCGCACUGAAGGCCUAGACUUAAAAUGCACGGGCCACCACUGUAUUUACUGGUAUUAAUUAAUUUAAUUUACACUGAACAAAACCCAGAUUGCAGAAUAGAAACUGCUUAGUAGUUCCCAACCCUGUUCCUGGA
This is a messenger RNA of Myxocyprinus asiaticus (Chinese sucker), 2659 nucleotides long. RefSeq names its product vasoactive intestinal polypeptide receptor. Bases 1 to 1161 code for a protein of 386 amino acids. NCBI's taxonomy places the organism in Eukaryota, Metazoa, Chordata, Actinopteri, Cypriniformes, Catostomidae. Gene Ontology annotation, cellular component: plasma membrane. Gene Ontology annotation, biological process: cell surface receptor signaling pathway; adenylate cyclase-modulating G protein-coupled receptor signaling pathway. The record is from RefSeq and is a predicted model, not a curated record. The transcript is spliced from 12 exons. Gene Ontology annotation, molecular function: G protein-coupled peptide receptor activity; peptide hormone binding; secretin receptor activity.